This is a messenger RNA of Hypomesus transpacificus, 1242 nucleotides long. RefSeq names its product derlin 2 (gene derl2). The transcript has 7 exons. Gene Ontology annotation, molecular function: misfolded protein binding; ubiquitin-specific protease binding. Gene Ontology annotation, cellular component: Hrd1p ubiquitin ligase ERAD-L complex; endoplasmic reticulum membrane. Gene Ontology annotation, biological process: endoplasmic reticulum unfolded protein response. NCBI's taxonomy places the organism in Eukaryota, Metazoa, Chordata, Actinopteri, Osmeriformes, Osmeridae. The record is from RefSeq and is a predicted model, not a curated record. The coding region runs from base 58 to 777 and encodes 239 amino acids.
CAUUACUCUUGUGGUGACGUGUCAAGCAAGUGCCGGAAGCGUCUGAGUUGUUCCAAGAUGGCUUACCAGACAUUUCAGCAGGAAUAUUUACAGAUUCCUGUUGUUACUAGGGCAUACACAACCGCAUGUGUUCUCACAACCGCUGCAGUGCAACUAGAACUCAUCACACCUUUCCAACUAUACUUCAAUCCAGAUUUGAUACUAAGGAAUUAUCAGGUAUGGCGAAUCAUAACCAACUUUCUAUUUUUUGGCCCAGUUGGCUUCAACUUCCUUUUCAAUAUGAUAUUUUUAUAUCGAUACUGUCGUAUGCUGGAAGAGGGUUCUUUCAGGGGUCGCACUGCUGACUUCGUCUUCAUGUUCCUCUUUGGUGGCCUUCUGAUGACUAUAUUUGGCACUUUUGUGAGUCUUGUGUUCUUGGGUCAAGCCUUUACCAUCAUGCUAGUGUACGUGUGGAGCAGACGUAAUCCCAAUGUCCGCAUGAACUUCUUUGGCCUGCUGAACUUCCAGGCACCUUUCCUCCCCUGGGUUCUGAUGGGAUUCUCUUUGUUACUGGGCAACUCCAUCAUUGUGGAUCUACUAGGUAUUGCUGUAGGUCAUGUAUACUUUUUCCUGGAAGACGUGUUCCCUAACCAACCAGGCGGUGGAAGAUGGCUCAAGACUCCUUCAUUUCUUAAGAUGCUGUUUGACACGCCAGAAGACGACGCCAACUACAACCCUCUCCCAGAGGAACGCCCUGGAGGGUUUGGAUGGGGCGAAGGUCAGCGCCUCGGGGGUUAACAUAGCACCUGUCAUCAUUACAGGAUCACUUUCAUGGACAUUCCCUCAAAGGAUGGCUAGGGGGACAAAUUAUGUGGUCUUUAUUCAACUUGUUUCACUAUAGUUCUGGAUGAAAAAGGCCAAUCUCCUACCUGAGCUUACCGGAGAUUCGUCAGUUGUCUGUGUACUGUAUGUGGCUUACAUCCCCCUCAAAGACUGUUCUAAAAGCCGGACUGUUGCCAUAAGACCAUCUGUGACGAGGCAACAACAGGGAGAGGGGACUUUGAAGGGCAAACCUUUGGCUGUAUUGUUGGCGUAUGUCUUUAUCUCUGAAAAUAUAAUCAGAUGAGCAGAAACAAGAGGACAAGGAUAUUUGAUUGAAUUGAUGAAUUCCGGUCAGAUCUCGUGUUUUUCCAUUUUACUUUUUUCUUCUUUUUUUUUUUUUUAAGAAUAAAUGUGUGGCAAGCAAGAAUAAUUGUGGAGUAU